Messenger RNA from Canis lupus familiaris (dog), 811 nucleotides. It is a transcript of the gene RPL13, whose product is annotated as ribosomal protein L13. Bases 157 to 792 code for a protein of 211 amino acids. Gene Ontology annotation, biological process: translation. The record is from RefSeq and is a predicted model, not a curated record. Lineage: Eukaryota; Metazoa; Chordata; Mammalia; Carnivora; Canidae. The transcript has 6 exons. Gene Ontology annotation, cellular component: ribosome; cytosolic large ribosomal subunit. Gene Ontology annotation, molecular function: RNA binding; structural constituent of ribosome.
GGUGUGCGCGUCACUUCCGCGAUCCCCGAUUCUGAUUGGCCAGAACGGUUGGCGCUUUUGUGAUUGGCCGGACCCAGUACCAUCCCAGCAUGCUUCGCGCCGCCAGUUCUUUUCCGCUGGCCUGUCUCCCUAGGAGGAGGCCCGUAGGUAGCCGCCAUGGCGCCCAGCCGGAAUGGCAUGAUCCUCAAGCCCCACUUCCACAAGGACUGGCAGCGGCGCGUGGCCACGUGGUUCAACCAGCCGGCGCGGAAAAUCCGCAGACGCAAGGCCCGCCAGGCCAAGGCCCGCCGCAUCGCCCCGCGGCCUGCGUCAGGGCCCAUCCGGCCGAUCGUCCGCUGCCCCACGGUGAGGUACCACACGAAGGUGCGGGCCGGCAGGGGCUUCAGCCUGGAGGAGCUCCGGGUGGCCGGCAUUCACAAGAAGGUGGCGCGGACCAUUGGCAUCUCGGUGGACCCGCGGCGGCGGAACAAGUCCACGGAGUCCCUGCAGGCCAACGUGCAGCGGCUCAAGGAAUACCGCUCCAAGCUCAUCCUCUUCCCCAGGAAGCCUUCAGCCCCCAAGAAGGGCGACAGCUCAGCUGAAGAACUCAAACUGGCAACACAGCUGACAGGACCAGUCAUGCCCAUACGGAAUGUCUACAAGAAGGAGAAGGCCAGAGUCAUCACAGAAGAGGAGAAGAACUUCAAGGCAUUUGCCAGCCUCCGCAUGGCCCGUGCCAAUGCCCGGCUUUUUGGCAUCAGGGCAAAAAGGGCCAAGGAAGCUGCAGAACAGGAUGUUGAAAAGAAAAAAUAAAGUGCUAUUGGCAACUCCU